Molecule: messenger RNA, 972 nt
Organism: Thlaspi arvense
Lineage: Eukaryota; Viridiplantae; Streptophyta; Magnoliopsida; Brassicales; Brassicaceae
Source: the annotation of a GenBank genome assembly
AUGAUCCGUCGGCAAACACAGGAUCUAGAUGUCCUUUUAGUGUCAAUGGUUGAUGCUUCUGCUCGCGAUCUGACCAACGUAGAAGCUCUAAGAACGUUGGUGGUGGGGUCAUCAGUUUCGGUCAAGAUCCAAACUCCUUGGGAGAACACAUUGUACCAAGUUUGCAGAAGUAGUUGUGACGGUCUGAUAUGCCUCUACGGUAUUUACAAUUCAGGUAUUGUGGUUAAUCCCACCACUAGAUGGCAUCGAGCUAUUCCUCUCUCUAACUAUCAGCUCAUCAGUAACGAAAUUCGUAAAAGAGACAGAGAUCUUGGACACACAUUCCCAGGUCUUGGGUUCGGUAAAGACAAGCUCAGGAGCAUAUACAAGCCGGUUUGGUUGUACAACUCAUUGGAAUUAGGGCUAGACGAGGCCACGACAUGUGAAGUCUUUGAUUUCAGCACCAACGCGUGGAGGAAGGUUAUCCCUGCGUCUCCUUGUCGGGUUCUUGCUUUCCAUGAUCCUAUAUAUUUUGAUGGCUCUCUUCAUUGGUUCACCGACCCGUACGAGGGCGAAACAAAUGUUUUGUCUUUGGAUCUUCACACCGAAACUUUUCAAGUCAUCUGUAAAGCUCCCUUUGUUGUCCCCGACUCUCCUACAGAGAUCAACAUGUGCACCCUUAAUAACUGUUUGUGCGUAUCCUUGAUGGACUGGCCUGAGCAAAAGAUAUGGUCCUUCAAUGCAGAGGAGGAGACGUGGCAGGUGAUAUAUUCGAUAGAUCUGGUUAGAACUUUUGAAUGGUUUCGGUUACACAUGUUUGCACUCACGCCACUAGCAGUUUUGGGGAAGAAUAAAUUACUGCUAAAUAACCUUGAACGUGGGAUUCAACUGGUGAUACACGAUCCUCGAGCCGGAUCAUAUGAUUUAGUUUUCAAUGCUAAAGCAAGUGGAUAUACUCUCUGUUAUUUCCAGAGUUUGAUCUCUAUAUUGUGA